Molecule: messenger RNA, 3480 nt
Organism: Dermacentor andersoni
Lineage: Eukaryota; Metazoa; Arthropoda; Arachnida; Ixodida; Ixodidae
Source: RefSeq, a predicted model, not a curated record
GGACUCUUCGGGGGGCGUCUAGCGCGCUCUGCAUCAACUGUCCAGCCUGCCGUUGUGUGGCGGGCUUCGCGCGUGCCCAAAAUUUGCUCACAGUGCAUCUGACGAUAGACAGACUAUAGCCCUCCCCCCAAAUUACCCGCGAAAGCCAGAAGGCUGCACCCUUCAGGAACACACGGAUCUGAAAACAGAGGGCCAUGAGGAGCCUGGUGUGCGUAGCGCAGGCGUUGCUGUUAGGCCUCGUCUGGAUUCACGGCUCACACGCUGCCUGCCAACUGACCGUGCCAAAAGGAUUUUUACAGACGCCUUAUCCGGACGUCAGAAAAAUGUUCCAGUAUGGCUACAAACUGACUGCAGAAGCGAACAACGUAACCGAGAAAAACACGUAUCACGCCACAGAGUACUACGACGCGCAGAAUAAGGAAGGCUACCUCAACGUUUACAGCGGAAACCAACCAAUCGAAGUCUACUACAGCCACCGCUCUAACGAGGCCUUUUUCUACACAGACUCGCACUGCGAAACGUACUCGCUCGACAACCUUCCCAGUGACAUUCAGAAGGUCGCGCUCAAGUGGUCCGACUCCCAGGGCACCUUCACCAUCGUCGGCGUCUCGACGCUCUUCAUGGCCCCACUCGUCAAGAAAGGCGUCAAAACGGCUUUCCAAGGCACAAAUUUUACCGUACGAAGUGUUCCGGCCCUGAAAUGGUCGGUGUGCCUCAGUGACGAUGAUACGCCUAUUGACGUGUACUUCUCCGAUCCCAAACACAGCACUUACGGCAAUAUAUUUCCACUACCUCUGAGAAUCGUCCAAGGCAAAGAGGUUUCCGACAUCAUGAUGAUGCAAGACUACGUCGUCGACGUGGAAGAUAAGUUUAAGAUUCCAGCCGGGCGCGGCUGCGCGCGCAUCAAGACUCCUCUGCCCAAGCCUCCCAGUUUCGCCAACGUCUCAAUUGAGUUCCACUCGGAGCUGAUGUUCAGGAAUUUUCAGAGCUCGUCCGAGUUCUACUACUCUUCGCACUUAGACAUUAUUCGCGACAUUUCCAGCGACCACAUGAGCGCCGUCGUAGAGCCCUGGGCUACAAGUGAGCGCAACGCGCAGAAGACCGAACCAGCUGGCACAUACCAAGAGAUAUACGACUACUACAAUGGCAUUCUGUACAAGAUCGACAAGUCCGGACCACAGGAGAGGUGCACAGUGACCGCUGCGAACCAAUACACGCUGAACGUGACGCUGCCCGGGUUGGGCGACCUCGACAUGCUGAACGUCAUCUUCGUCGACGCGGAGACUCUCAUGAACGCCAGCUACCUGGGAGUUCACACCGUGCGGAAUAUGCCGACGCACGCCUUCGAGCUUCUCAUGGAUGGACUGGAUGGAAGGAUGUCCAAGAUAACGCAGGCGACCAUCACGUACUACUACCUCAAGGAUAACAUGAUCUGGGACCGAGACCUGAGCCACAGAAACAUUCCGGUGAAAAUAACCGCCCGCACGUUCACCGCCUCCCAACUCCAGUUGAAGCCGUUUUACGAGAUCACGCUCAACAUCCACGAUCUGACGACGGUGAUGGAGCGAAUGAACGAGAAGAUGAACGUGCUGUCGUGCUAUAACGAAGACGACCAGUCCUACACGUGGCUCCAAGUCGGCUUCCCAGCGAAGCCGUAUGAAGUGCAAGCGGCCGUGAUGGGAUCGUCUGCUGUGAAGGAGAAGUUUUUGCAGAAGUUAUACGAAGUGGCCGAGCUAACACCGCCCAGAGUCCCACGCGUUCUGGCCGACUUCACGAGCAACAUGGUGUUUAUGACUGCAUUGAUUCUCGAACGCCCAGCUGUCAUCGAGGACUACGUCAAGAAGGACAACUUCGGCUUCAAGACUUCCGACUACACGGAGGCCGUCCUCCCGCUCCAGAACUGUCUCAAGAUAUGCUCCAGCAGCGGCAAAGACUGCACUGCUGUGGCUUACUGCGGUGCGUCAUGCUACACGACUUCGAUGUACAGCGAGGAUGACACGCAUAACCUUGAAAAGUCCGUGGACUGCAACGUUUACGCAAAGACCAAGCUGGGAAUGGCCCGCAAGCUGCCCGUCACUCUGGACGCCGUCCAGAAAGUGGUGCAGGCGGUCGCCGACAACAAGUUCGUCAUUUUCGUUCGAUACCGUGCCUCUGUAUUAGGGGUUUUGACCCUGGCUGCUGAGACUACCGACGAUUCUCUCGGGUCGCUUUCCCAGACGUUCGGCGCCAGUGACCGAGAAACUCGCGAAAGGCACAAGAGAUUCGGCCCGGACGUCCCCGGCUUCGUCACCGCCGCCAAGGGCGUGCGCAUCAGUGCCAGCGCCGCGUCGUCGACGCCCGCGGGCAGGUUCCCGCUGGAGGACUGCGCCGACAUCUGCCGCGACCGCGACGACUGCCAGGCCUUCUCCUCCUGCCUGGUGGACAACGAGUGCGUGCUCAGCACCGAUAGGACGCCCCCUGGCGCAGCCACGGAGAAACAAACCAUGUGCGCCAUCUUCUCCAAGACGUACACGAACAGCUUCAACGAGUUCGAAGGCAUGUCCCUGGACAUGAAGGCGAGGAAGUUCGUCGACGUUCCGGCCGACGAGGACUGCGCGCGGCUCUGCCUGUCCGAGGCCGAGUUCGAGUGCAAGUCAUUCGACUACUGCACCAUGACCCGGGACCCGGCCACCGUGUGCAGGCUGCACGACACCCACCUGCGCGAGUACGGCGACCCCGCCAAGCUGGACGCCAAAAACGCCGAGAAGUGCUUCCAUUACUCGAAGAAAUACCUGUACGACUUCAAGAAGAUGAAGAACCAACGCAUCACCGACCGCCAGCAGUUCACCGCGAUCAGCCAGGUGUCGGCCGAGGAGUGUGCCCGCCAGUGCUGGGAGGCCACGUUCGACUGCAAGGACUUCGACUUCUGCUUCGCCUCCGGCAAGCAGAACAUGGGCGUCGGCACCUGCACCAUGUACGCGCACAGUGACGAACCCGUCAAGACCACCAUGUCGCCCGUCUGCUCGACGUACGCCUACACGGGAAACCCUGACCUUAUCAGACCGUCGGAUUACGCACUCAGUUCAUCUCUUCACAGCAACGCUACGGCGGGUGGACUCUCGUUCUUGCUGAUUCUGCUGGGAAUCGGCCUCGGCGCCGCUGGGCUCUUCGCCUACGGCUUCUACAGGUCGCACCGGGCGAACCGGGUCUAGCCCACCUGACUCGCCACCCUCUUCGACGUGGGAAGACACUCAACCCAUCGCAGCAUCUCUGUUCACACGCCCCAUUAUUUAUGCUCUCAUGAGUCGGCGCGCAAAAGAAAGAAAGAAAGAAAGAAAGAAAGAAAGAAAGAAAGAAAGAAAGGAAAAUCUCAUCACUCGUUUUUGCCUGGCGAGCAGCCCACCGAAUGGACAGAGGGACAUCGUCACGUCCGUCCGGGCUUGUCCUACUCUGGGAAACAACAACGACUGUUUAAAAAUGUCUAAACCAGUUUCCGUUUUC